Messenger RNA from Dioszegia hungarica, 3183 nucleotides. Its product is annotated as elongation factor 3. The coding region runs from base 1 to 3183 and encodes 1060 amino acids. The record is from RefSeq and is a predicted model, not a curated record. The transcript is spliced from 10 exons. Lineage: Eukaryota; Fungi; Basidiomycota; Tremellomycetes; Tremellales; Bulleribasidiaceae. Gene Ontology annotation, molecular function: translation elongation factor activity; ATP binding; ATP hydrolysis activity.
AUGCCCUCCACCAUGUCUCCUGCUGCUGAAUCUACCGGUGUCUCCGCCAAGGCCGGUGCUUUCGACACUGCUACUCUCUUUGUCGCCGACAAGGCUCAGUCCGCCGAGGCUGCCAACACCGUCGCCACCCUCGCCAAGAAGGAGGGUGUCGAAUUCUUUGGUGCUAUCAAGCUCAACGAGGCUCUUGUCAAGGCCCUUAACGACAAGAAGAACCCCGCCACCCGCGAGGCCGCAUGCGCCGCCAUCUCGACCAUCUGCGAGCAGGGCGCCGGUCAGCUCCUCGAGCCGUACAUCAUCUCGUCGGACGCCAACGCCCCCUUCUCCAUCCUCCUCGAGACCUUCGCCGACAAGGAGAAGGCGGUCAAGGAUGCGGCUAUUGCCGCCGUCAAGGCCGUCGUCCAGGUCAUGAACCCAUGGGCCACCGCCGUCAUCCUCCCUGCCAUCCUCGAGCAGGUCAAGACCGCUGGCAAGUGGCAGGUCAAGACCGGGUGCCUCGAUGUGCUCCAGCAGCUCAUCACCUCGGCUCCCAACCAGGUCGGUCAGGCCACCCCGGACCUGAUCCCCGUCCUCGCCGGUGCGGUCUGGGACACCAAGACGGAUGUCAAGAAGGCCGCUAAGGUCACUCUUGAGCGUGCUACCAAGCUCGUCGACAACAAGGAUAUCGAAAAAUUCAUCCCCGCCCUUAUCAAGUCCCUCCUCAACCCUAUCGAGGAGGUCCCCAAGACUAUCACACUCCUUUCAGCCACCACAUUCGUUUCAGAGGUCACUGCACCCACCAUCUCCCUCAUCGCUCCCCUCCUCAUCCGUGGUCUCGACGAGCGGGCGACCGCCAUCAAGCGCAAGGUCUGUGUCAUCGCCGACAACAUGUCCAAGCUCGUUGACUCGGAGUACACCGUUCGGCCCUUCUUGCCCCAGCUCCUCCCGCGUCUCAUCAAGACCGGUGAGACUAUCGGUGACCCGGAGGCUCGGUCCGUCUGCAACCGUGCCAUCGCCACCCUCCGUCGUAUCGGUCGUGUCCCCGAGGGAUCGGACGGUACCGAUCUCCCCCCUCUCAAGAUCGCCGAGGGUCCCCACCUCGCGACCAACCUCGUCGCCCUCGUCAAGAAGAACGGCGGCGCUACCGUCGAGCAGGCCAACCCCGGUCUCGCCUACGCCGGUGUUCUCGCCGCCUCCCUCGUCAAUGCCCACAACUUUGACCAGGGCACCUGGGAGGCUGCUAUCCCCCAGUACGUCCAGCUCGCUCUUCCCGGAUUCGACUCGCUGCCCGCUGUGCGCGAGUUGCUCCAGAAGAAGGCGGACGAGGCGGACACCGGAGACGUCAAGUUUGCGGACGAGGAGGAGGGAGAGGAUCUCUGCAACAUCGAGCAGUUCAACUUGGCGUACGGUGCCAAGAUCCUGCUCCACCACGCCAACAUGCGUCUCAAGCGUGGUCACCGCUACGGUCUUUGCGGUCGGAACGGUUCCGGCAAGUCUACCCUGAUGAACGCCAUCAUCAACUCCCAGGUCGACGGCUUCCCGCCACCCGAGGAGGUCCGUACUUUCUACGUCCAGCACGACAUUGACGGUUCGGAGGAGGAGAUUACCAUCAUCGACUGGGUCCUCUCGGACAAGCGUCUCCAAGCUAGCGAGCAGGAGAUCCGCGAGACCCUUCUCUCGGUCGGUUUCGACGAGGCCAAGCAGAAGCACUCUAUCGGUUCGCUUUCGGGCGGAUGGAAGAUGAAGCUCGCGCUUGCCCGCGCCAUCCUCUUCAAGGCGGAUAUCCUCCUCCUCGACGAGCCCACCAACCACUUGGAUGUCCUCAACGUCGACUGGGUCAUCAACUACCUUACCUCCCUCACCACCUGUACCUCCAUCAUCGUCUCGCACGACUCGGACUUCCUUAACCGCACCAUCACGGACGUCCUCCACUUGAACAACUUCAAGCUCAAGCGGUACCCCGGUGAUCUCCAGGCCUUCGUGGACUUUGUCCCCGAGGCCAAGGCGUACUUCCAGCUGGACGUUGCCGAGGACUACCAGUUUAAGCUGCCGGCUCCUCCUCUUCUUGACGGUGUCAAGACCAAGGAGAAGUCGCUGCUCAAGAUGAGGGACGUCUCGUUCCAGUACCCCGGCUCGCCCGUGCAGCAGCUGUACAACAUCUCGCUCCAGGUCUCGCUCUCGUCCCGUGUCGCCAUUCUCGGUCCCAACGGUUCCGGUAAAUCCACCCUCGUCAAGCUCCUCACCGGUGAGACGGAACCCAACUUGGGCGGUCAAGUCUGGAAGCACCCCAACUUGGUCAUCGGAUACGUCGCCCAGCACGCUUUCCACCACAUCGACAACCACCUCGACUCUACCCCGCUCGAGUACAUGCUCUGGCGGUACCAGACCGGAGAGGAUCUGGAGGAGAUGCACAAGGCCAACCGUAUCAUGACGGCCGAGGAGGAGCAGAAGAUGAAGGAGGGAGCUACUGUCGUCAAGGAGGGGGUCAAGCGGAUCAUUGACGAGAUUGUCGCUCGUAAGAAGCUCAAGCAGUCUUACGAGUACGAGAUCUCGUUCAAGGGGUUGUCGUCUGCAGAGAACAUGUGGAUGCCCCGUGACGAGCUCAUCACCCGUGGUUUUGAGAAGAAGGUGUUGGAGCUGGACACCAAGGAGGCGCAGAGGUUGGGUCUGAUGAGGCCGCUCGUCAGGAGGGAGAUCGAGAAGCACUUCGAGGACUUCGGGCUCGAGUCGGAGUUUGUGAGCCACAAUUCAAUGCGCGGAUUAUCCGGAGGCCAGAAGGUUAAGGUCGUCCUUGGAGCUGCGACAUGGCGGAGGCCCCACGUGAUUUGUCUCGACGAACCGACCAACUACUUGGACCGCGAAUCUUUGGCUGCCCUCAUCGCUGCCCUUAAGAACUUCGAGGGUGGUGUGCUCAUCAUCACACACAACAGGGAGUUCUCAGAGAACAUCUGUACCGAAGUCUGGGCUAUGUCCGACGGUCAACUUCUUGCCUCAGGACACAACUGGGUCGAGGGUCAAGGUCAGGGUGCCCGCAUCGACAAGCAGGCGGGUGACGACGAUGAGGUCGAGUACGACGCGCUCGGAAACCCCAUCGCCAAGGUCAAGAAGGAGAAGAAGAAGAGCGCCGCCGAGCUGCGUAAGGCCAAGAAGGACCGUAUGGCCAGGCGGAAGCGUGGAGAGGAGGUCUUCACCGACGAGGAGUUGUAA